This is a messenger RNA of Selaginella moellendorffii, 762 nucleotides long. Its product is annotated as magnesium-dependent phosphatase 1. Gene Ontology annotation, molecular function: acid phosphatase activity. The transcript has 4 exons. The record is from RefSeq and is a predicted model, not a curated record. The coding region runs from base 9 to 581 and encodes 190 amino acids. Lineage: Eukaryota; Viridiplantae; Streptophyta; Lycopodiopsida; Selaginellales; Selaginellaceae.
UUGGCUUCAUGCUACGCCAGCGCGAUCUAGUUCUUCCUCACGCGUGCGCGCAGAGGCCAGCGGGACCUAGGGCACCGGCGAGGAUGAGCACCAGCAGCGAUGCCGUCAAAGCCCAGGCAUUGGAGCUCCUGGCAAGCGCCGAGCGCCUCCCCCGCCUCGUUGUCUUCGAUCUCGACUACACACUGUGGCCCUUCUGGUGCGAAUGCAUGUCAAAGCGAGAUAAUCCGCGGCUCUAUCCCCAGGUGACCGGGAUUCUCAGCGCGCUCCAGGAGAAGGGCGUCGCCAUGGCUGUGGCGUCGAGAACUCCCACACCCGACAUUGCCACCGCCUUUCUAUCCAAGCUCAACCUCGCUACUCUCUUCUUCCCCAAGGAAAUCUACCCGAGCUGGAGCCACAAGACCGAGCACUUCCAAAAGAUCCAUCAAAAGUCCAGCACGCCUUUCAAGGACAUGCUCUUCUUCGAUGACGAGCAACGCAACAUAAAAGCAGUUUCACAAAUGGGCGUCACAAGCAUUCUUGUGGACGAGGGCGUCAACCUGGAAGCUCUCCGGCAGGGGCUCAAGGAUUACACCAAGAAAUAGCUCAUCGAUUCGAUUGAAAGAAGCAAACUAAGAGGAGUGUGUCACUCUUCUAAACAGUGGAAUGCAAAACAACACCACCACUUCAUACUUUUUGUACACUACCACACAUUCGCUUGUGUGACAGCCCAUUCUUUCUUUUUCGUCUUCAUCGCUCAACGACUCAGCCUCUCUCAUUUCUUUC